UGCUAAGAUAUAUUUACCUAUAUUAAUGCUGAUUUAAUUACACAUGCAAUUUAUGUUAUUUAAAAUUUUGAUGCAAUAAUACAAAGAAAAAAGAAUGCGAACGUGUUGGAAACUGACAGCAUCAAACGUGAACAGUAAAAAAUACGCAGUGUGCAGUCACGUGUCAUUUGGGCUACGUCACUGGAUUCCCCUGUCCGCUACUGAUAACAUUGCGCAUGCGCACACUCAGACUAGUUCAGAGCAGCCCGUACAUCUCUCACGCGCUGGGAAGACGGAGCUCCAGCUGGAACAUCCAGGGUCCAGCUACUGUGACACAGUUGUGGAACUACAGACAGUGCUUCCCUCCCUGAGCAUUUUUUAGCGGGCAUCUUCACAUCUCACCUAGGGACUGAAUUACCCCCAUAACAAAGUAUGGAGGGGGCCGUGGUGAACAACCUCAUAGACUUUGACUCGCCUCCAGAAGGGACAGCUCCCUCGGUUCUCGGACCUCCCAGUGGGGUGGGAUUUUUCUCAUCCGAGCCUCUCUUCCCUGAGUCUGCGAGCGAGGCCACGAUGGAGCCCAUUCUACCAGAGCCAAUGGCCCCCACACACACUCCCCACAGAGAAGACGACAGUGAUGCCACCGAAUCUGCCGACAGCGACAACGAAGACACAGAGUCCCCGUCGCACCCAUCGAGCACGCGGCGGUCCUCGUCCUGCUCCAGUCACAGCGCUGAGGACGCAGAGGAGACCGAGAUAAGAGCGUUCAUGAAAACCUACGUGGCAAAGCUCUUCCAUGGAAGGGAGGACUUUGAUCAGGAGGAGAAGGCUCGCUUUGGAGAGCUGUGCACUGGAGAGAACGGCAAAGGCAGGGAGUGGUUUUCCAAAUAUGUCAGUGCACAGCGCUGCCACUCCAAAUGUGUGAGUGAACAGACGUUCUACAGGCUGGUGCAGUCCUUUGCUGUUGUUUUGUUUGAGUGUCACCAGGUGGAUGAUUAUGGGCCAGCCAAACACCUCAUGACCAUGUGCUUCACAUAUUACUACAUGGGUAAGUCCCAGCUGUCUCCCACAGAGCUGCUGGAGAGGCCCAGCGGGGGGAUCGACUCGUACCUGCGCAGUGGAAAGGUCUGGCUCUCUGGAAAGAAAGAUAUCGCAGAGCGACUGCUCAAAAACACUUCCACUAAGACUGAUGUCAAAGGAUUCUUUGGCGGUCUGGAGAGCAAACUGAGAGGACCCUUGGGCCGAAAGAAUGAAGACACGGACAAACCUGCUGAACAGAAAACUAAAACUCCAGUUUCUCCCCCUCUCUCCCCGGAUAGAAAAGAAGAGGAGAAAAUCUACCUGUACACACACCUAAAACAGCAGCCCAUUUGGCACACUCUGAGGUUUUGGAACGCAGCAUUUUUCGAUGCCGUCCACUGUGAGAGAAAUAAAAGAUCCCCCUCACGCAGGCGGACGGCUGAGGAAGAGAAAGAUGAAAGAGAGAAGUGGUGUCACAUGACCCAGGAAGAGAAAGAUGAUAGCUCCAGAUUUAAUGAGAACAUCACUUUCGGUCAGCUGGGAACAUUCACCCAUAACAUGGUGGCUUUCGGAUUGAGCAAGAAACUCUGCAAUGACUUCCUGAAGAAACAGGCAGUCAUCGGAAAUCUUAAUGAAGAACAAUACAAGCUGCUGUGUGAUCACAUUGAGCAGAUGGCUGCAGAGUGAACAUCCAAAGCCAUUGAAACUCUACCAUUCACAUGGGCGCAUCCACUCAAGCUCUGAUGAUCAGUAUUCUACACAGUUUCGCCUCUAUUAUCACUCCAAGGUCCUACCAGCAGACCUUACUAACCAGUACAGAAAUAACGCCAACUAAAACAGUUGGCAUAGAUCAGCCACAUCCCGUGAUCCUUCAAGUGUCCAGCUGUUGUGUGAAAAUGGUUUAUUUUUGUCCAAACUGCAACAAUGUGAAAAACAAAUAUGCACAUAUUCUGGAAUAGCAAUAUGGCUUCAGGCAUCAGAGUUUAUAUUGUAUGAUGUGAAAAUCACCAUUUAAAAUAUUCCAUAUAUUUUUCCUGCUACUUUUAUGUACAUAACUGUAGUACUAAAAGUGUCCUUUAAGCUAAUACAGUGACAAAUAACGAACAAAAAAUACAGUACAACAAUAUCAGUAUUUCACUAUAUCAAUAUCAACAAAAUCAAUAUUAUUAGUCAAUAGUAUUGCUCUCCAGAAGUCUCCACUGGUCUGUUAUUGUUAUAUGUUCCCCUUUAUUGCACUUUUCAGAUUUUGUGUUCUUCCUGUAUGGAUAAAUAGAGUGUUAAUUGUGCAGUUGACAUCCUCAAAACAUAUGGAGACUGGAACUGUCUAUUCCCCGGUUUAAGUGCCUUUAGUCAUUUACGUAAACGGUGAUCUUCCCAUUUUAGUGCGAACAAACCUGUGUCAGCAUGCUGUUGUCCUCCCAUGACUCUCUGGGGUAGCGCUCAUAAGUUUGUGCACCCUGCCAGUAGACGUGUCAGUGUUGUAUGGAUAAUGCUUGCGGUUGGUAUUCAAGUGAGUUAAAGACAUGCUGCAGCUGUUUCGAUGUCGUACAGUGUUGUGUCUUUAGCGCAUGGUGUGCAUGCAUAUUGUUUACCAUCUACUUACACUGUUGUGCAAUUACAUUUCGAGCCAGUAGAGGGCAAUGAUAACCCUCCGCUUUGACUGCAGAUCGGUGGAGGUGAAUGUCCACCACUGAGUGGGGUCUUAAAGAGCUUGGAUCGAAUAUGUCCUCCAUCUGAGGAAAAACUGAAGUUAAUGUAUCUGGUUUGUAAAUACAGAUCGUUUUGUUCACAGAAUAACGUGGAGUUGGAUUUCAGACAUGGCUGGUUUAAAUGGAUCGUUGGAUUGUUGAGCAUUUAUUUAUUCGGCGUCUGUAUGUGUUGUUUUAUGUGAGCGCAUGGUUGUAUCAUGAACGUGCUGGAUCCAGUAUGGUCUUUGCGUUUUAUAUGAUGUUGUUAAUAUUGUGCUGUCUAUGUAAAUGUAUGUUCACGGUAAGCUCAGUGGUCUGCAUUGUAUUUUCCCAAGUGCCCUGAAUUUCUUAUUGGAACGUACCUGGAAAACAACAAGAGAGGUGUUGACCUGUCUAUAAUGUGUGAAGUGUUUGUUAUUAAAAAUACAUAUACAAAAAAAAUCGAA
Messenger RNA from Puntigrus tetrazona (Sumatra barb), 3133 nucleotides. Its product is annotated as KIAA0513 ortholog. NCBI's taxonomy places the organism in Eukaryota, Metazoa, Chordata, Actinopteri, Cypriniformes, Cyprinidae. The record is from RefSeq and is a predicted model, not a curated record. Bases 412 to 1686 code for a protein of 424 amino acids. The transcript is spliced from 13 exons.